AAAACAAAUAAACAGUUUGGUUGUGUAACUUGUUGCCACAAAAGUUUUCAAAACUGGAAGGAUAAAUAGAUGCAAAGAAUUGUGGUAUAAAUUCAUGUAAGAAAGGUCAAUAAAAGCUAUUAAAAACAGUACUGUGCACAUGGCUUUCAGCUCAGGAAAUCUGUAGGACCCAGGUCAUUGGAACUGGUAGCAUAUAGGUUAAAAUAAUCCAUGGAAGUAGCAUAGUUAACUUCUUUCUUAUUUUUCCUAAGCAUCUGCUACUCUAAUCCUGUUAGGCACAAGAGAGUGGGCUGGGCAGACCUCUGAUCUGGUGUAUUUGAUCAGUACUGUGAUUGAUACUGCUCUUUUUCUUCCAAAAAUGAAGUCUUACUGGAAAAUUGAUAAACUGGACUCACAUGAAAGUAUCUAAAAUACAAGUACAGUAGAUACAUUGGCAGAGUAGACACUGUCUUUUACCUGUUUGUUAAAAAAGAACAUUGAUGAAAUCACAUCCUAGCAGAUGGUGUUAAUUGUGUAUUCCCUACUUUAACUGUUGUAAAAGGUUUUGCAAGAGCACCGAGAACUUGGAUUCUGGUACUGUCCUACUAAAUAAUAGCUCGCUUAGUUGUGAGCAAGCCCUCCCUAUGGAGUAAUAACUCCCUAGUUCACCUAUGGGCAUAACACACCACAUAGAGCCAUGUGAACCAGAAAAUGUGUUUUUGGAAUACUUGUUCCUUGUGAUGAGUAGUGGGACUAUGUAAGGCAGCACCCAGAAAGACAUUCCUGGGCAUUUUGUUGUGCUAACAGCUAUUGAAGUGCUGGGACUCACUUGCACCCUGCUUUUAGAGCUGGUGAUGUUGAGCUGCUUUGGCAAAGCUGUUUUUCUUUUUAUUUAAUGCAUCAGAAAGCCAAGAAAACAAGUAGAUGUAAGAAUGCAUUUGGAUUCCAGUGAACCUGCCUGGUACAUCACUCUAGAAACAAAAUUCCUGCUUACACACAGAAUUUACAGAAAAGAAAUUUGUUAAAACUGGUAUGAAGCUGCCAUGGUAAAAUCCAGAAGGAAAAUGCUUUGAAUGUGAUUGUCAGAGAUUCAUGUUUCCUGUUUUUCAAAAUGGGACAUGAGUUGAACGUGUUGUAUGUUUCCUACAACUAGCAAUUUUCUUUCUUUGAAAUGUGUUAGAGGGAGGAGUCCAGAAGUGCUGUGGGAGGGACUAAAAUUCAUAUUAAAGUUUUAGCAUGAGAGGGAGAAUUGUCAGAGUAGAAGGUUUCUUCUGAGGUUUUGCUUUCUUAUUUUUUUUUUCCAAUUUAGGAUGAUAAAUAUUCAUGUUCAGAUUCUUCUAACAAUUCUUUUUUGGAAUUCUGAUUGUCAGAUUAUUCCCAGGAUUGAAGAAUGUGGACUUUCAUGUUCUCAGGGGAUUCAUUGUAAAAGCAAGCCUUCCAGUGGUAUUUUUAACAGCUUCUGCCAUGAUGCUCCUGCAUCCUUAUCUUCCAUGGUACUGAAAAGCAUGAAGAUCUCAACAGUGAUGAAAUGUGCCCAAGGAAGCCCAUGCUCUCUUCAUUUAAACAUUAAAGGAAUACUGAGUCUGGAUGAGAAUAUCCGUGGGCUGGAAAUCUGUUCUCUUUCACUGGACACACAGCAAUCUCAGUGCAUAAAUGUGAGGUUUGCUAGGAAAAAAAGCAAGAUGCUUAAUGGAAAAAAGGUACAGAUACAAUUCAAUUGCAUUGAAGUCAAUGUAGCACAACACAUCUAUGUGACCAUGAAAACAGUACCAAAUUACUGUGAAGUCAAGCUGAGUCAGGAAUACUAUGUUGAAGAUUGCAGAAACAGUGAUGUGGGAAAAUAUAUUCCAGCUUGUUCAGCUGGAAAGUUUGAUUAUAAUGUGGACAGAGCAAGGAAAAUUAUUUCAGUGAAUGUAUCCAACUUUCUUCGAGAUCAAGAUUAUUACAUUCGCCUGUGCCACAAAUGGUUUACAUGUGAAGAUGUAGGAUCAUUUGCUAUGAUAAAAGGGAAGGAAUCACUAAAAUCAGUUUCUCUGAAAUAUUCUCAGCUACUGCCUUGUCUUUGCAUUGAGGGCUGGCUGGCAAUUCCAGAUGCAAGGAGGAUACAACUUUGCCCUUUUGAAAAUGAUACGAAGGCACUAUGGGAUAAUAUUGUUUAUAACCCAGUGACACAAACCCUAGCUUGGGAGCCAGCCUGUCCUGUGCUUGUCAUUGUUAACCUAUGCAGGUUAAUGAAGUCUAAUGACUACUGUGAAGACAUACAAAACUCUUCCAGAAGUUCUCCUGAGAAACAGGUUAAAUAUUCUCGUGUGGACACUCACCCAAGGCUUUGCAUGAAGUUUACAACCAAACAAGGCUCUUGGGUUAAAUGUCCAUUUGCUCAUGGAGAAUUUCCAGCUUGGAAAAUGAGAACUGCUGCAGUUGCAGAACAAAUACAAGUUUUCUUCACAUCCCAAACCAAGGCACAAUUCUCAGUACUUGUGUGUAACAGGACGCAGCUGGCCUCAUGUGAAUCUCUUGGGAUGCACCAUUCAGUCUCUGUGGGAGAUUCUGUAUCAAUUGCUAUGUCACAGGAAAUGUGUGGGUCAGCGUUUUGCAUUCAGGGCUGGAGGACAGAUGUAGAUUAUUCAGUUCCACUGCAGAUCUGUGAUAUCCACUGCGGUUUCCGUGGUCAGACAUAUAGUGAUGGAAACCCAGCAAAGGCUAUGGCACACAGAAUGAAGAGUGUGCAUUCCUUGCAUUGAAUUUAACAACACAUUUUGAAGGUCCUUAGUAUAUUCUCGACAUCAGGUUGUAUUUUGGUGUAACUUGCAAAUCUUGUCUAAAUGGUCAUCUCUCAUGUUGGUAGUUUCUACUAAUUACUGUGAGAUUAUUGUUGUGAGGGAAGCAUAUAGCAAGUUAGACUUAUUCUAACAUGUCCAAAAGAACACGAAUUAUCAUUCCUUAUUUCCUAAUAUUUAAAACCAAAAAAUGUCUUAGAUCACUUAAUCAGGUUCACAUUUUCUUCUAAAUUAAUAUUAUACAUACAAUAUUCUAUAAAUGAGUAUUGUCAUAGUACCCUGUGUACCUAUAGAACAAGUAUUUCAGAUUUUCUUAUUUGUAACUUUUGUUUUUAAACCAUAAGAAAAAGUGUCUGAGAAAUUAAGAACGGAGGAAGUCUUCUCAGCUUCUUUACAUUAUCAUUCUUUGCAGUUUCCUUUGUUUUCUGAUGCCAUUCUGAUGAAUUCACCAUGACAGACCAUAUUCCUUAAAUAUAUCUAACAACUGCUUUCUGUGUUUGCAUUUGUAUUUGACUUGGAGAUAACUUUCUUAUUUGUCUGAGGAGGUACAUGUCUUUGGUUUGAUAGCUAUUUAAAACUGUCAUGUGGAAAUCCAGCCUAGAAGGAAACAGUUUAGUUGAAAUAAUUGAAGUAUUUUUUUUCCAUUAUAUCAGUAUUUAUACUCAAUUAUUCAAAAUAAUAUUACACGCUGUACUGAUUAUCACGUUUGGCCUUUAUUUCCCUAAAUACUCCCUUCAAACAUCCUUACUUCCUGUUGUGCAACAAAGAAAGGAAGAAAGUCAACUAAAAGAUGAUUAUUAACAAAUCCUGAAACCAUGUGGAAUUGCUCAUAUGGGAUCAAGAAUAUGGGUGGGGAGUGAGGGUCUGGAACAAGAAGCUGAUCAAUAAAGAAAUACUUUCCA
This is a messenger RNA of Pezoporus flaviventris, 3661 nucleotides long. RefSeq names its product interleukin 17 receptor E like (gene IL17REL). Gene Ontology annotation, molecular function: interleukin-17 receptor activity. The record is from RefSeq and is a predicted model, not a curated record. The transcript has 17 exons. Bases 1290 to 2723 code for a protein of 477 amino acids. Lineage: Eukaryota; Metazoa; Chordata; Aves; Psittaciformes; Psittacidae.